AUGGCCGCCCUUCGCCCUCCAUACACAUUACAGACCGCGCAAGAAAAGGUCAAAUUCGCCCAAAACAUGUGGAAUACGUGUGACCCAGCUAAAGUCUCCAACGGGUACACGAGUGACUGCAUUUGGCGCAACCGCUCGUCCUUCAUCCGCGGCACCGCCGAGAUCAUCGACUUGCUCACCAAGAAGUGGGACAAGGAACAGUCUUACCGCCUCCGAAAGGAGUUGUUUGCCUUCACGGAUGAUAAGAUUGCUGUGCAGUUCUGGUACGAGUAUCAGGAUAAAUACGAUGGAAUGAAGUGGAAGAGGUGUUACGGUCUGGAGGAUUGGACCUUCGAUCGGGAAACCGGAAAGAUGAGAAAGAGACAUAUGAGCGGCAAUGAUAUACUGCUGGGAAAGAACGGGGAUGGCGUUGCGGUGCCAGAAGAGGGGAUCCAGGGCCGCUGGUUUGUCGACGGGGUAGACGUCGACGAUGACAGUGUCACGGCGCAGUUGACUGGUGCUCACUUUUAA
Fonsecaea erecta is the source of this 510-nucleotide messenger RNA. RefSeq lists its product as hypothetical. NCBI's taxonomy places the organism in Eukaryota, Fungi, Ascomycota, Eurotiomycetes, Chaetothyriales, Herpotrichiellaceae. The coding region runs from base 1 to 510 and encodes 169 amino acids. The transcript has a single exon. The record is from RefSeq and is a predicted model, not a curated record.